Doryrhamphus excisus (bluestripe pipefish) is the source of this 3763-nucleotide messenger RNA. Its product is annotated as homeobox-containing protein 1-like. Gene Ontology annotation, cellular component: nucleus. The record is from RefSeq and is a predicted model, not a curated record. Gene Ontology annotation, molecular function: double-stranded telomeric DNA binding. Gene Ontology annotation, biological process: positive regulation of DNA-templated transcription. Lineage: Eukaryota; Metazoa; Chordata; Actinopteri; Syngnathiformes; Syngnathidae.
UGAGGCGAUUUGAUUCUAUUUUCCAUGACCUUCUUACUUACUUGUUGAUUAUAAUAUUUGGAUUAAUGAUGUGAAUUUAAUUCGAUGAUACCAUACACGGUGAUACAGUAUGUAGAACUUCAACCCCCAUCAUCCCUUGCGGCACAGUCAACAUGGCGCACGUCUGGGGGACAAAAGGCGAGUCUGUCUGACAGUGGAUUGAAGCCCAAAUGGAAACCAGAUGAGACAUUUGUUUUUUUGGGGGGGGUAAAAACUUAACAUUAUACAACAUUAUACCGGCGUUCCGACAAAGAAGCCCGCAUGUUACAACUAAGGUCCUCUUGACUGGAAUAAACAAGGAUGUUCCAGCAAUGUGAGGAACCGCGUUUCACCAUCGAGCAGAUCGACCUCCUCCAGCGGCUCAGGAGGACCGGCAUCAAGCGGCUCCAGGUGGUCCACGCCCUGGACACCCUGGACCACCUGGAGCACCCCCGUGCUGACUCCUCCUCCAACCGCAAACCGCCGCCUCCGUCCUCCAUCGUGACAUCCUGCGCCACUCAGACCGACUUCCCCGACGACAGACUGUCGCCGAGCGGAAACGCCUUCGACGGCGGCGCACUGCUUCUCCCGCUCGCCGUAGCGACAGCAGCUCAGAGCAACGGGAAGCUGUCGCCUCUGGGCGUGGCGGCGCCGGGUUACGCCUUUGAUACGACCGAAGAUGAUGUGGAUGUUGAUGAAAAGGUGGAGGACCUGAUGAGGAGGGACAGCGCCCUGAUCAAGGACGAGAUCAAGUCCUUCCUGGCCAACAGGCGCAUCUCUCAAGCCGUGGUGGCCCAGGUGACGGGAAUUAGCCAGAGCCGCAUCUCCCACUGGCUCAUCCAGCAAGGAUCGGACCUGAGCGAGCAGAAGAAACGAGCCUUCUUCCGCUGGUAUCAACUGGAGAAGAACAACCCCGGUGCGACGCUGGCCCUGCGAGCUGCCCCGUUGGCCCUGGAGGACAUGAUGGACUGGCACCAAGCCCCGCCCACAUUUGCCCCCACCCCCGGGGCCUUCCGUCUGCGAAGGGGGAACCGAUUCACCUGGAAGAAAGAGUGUCUGGCUGUCAUGGAGAGCUAUUUCAGCGAUAAUCAAUAUCCAGACGAAGCCAAGAGGGAGGAGAUUUCCUCCGCCUGCAAUGCGGUCAUCCAAAAAGCAGGUAAGAAGCUGCUGGACUUCGAGAAGGUGACAUCCCUGAAGGUCUACAACUGGUUCGCCAACCGUCGCAAAGACCUGAAGAGGCGAGCCAACAUCGAAGCAACCAUCUUGGAAAGCCACGGCAUCGACGUCCAAAGCCCGGGCGGUCAGUCCAACAGCGACGAGGUGGACGGCAACGACUUCGCUGAGCAGAGUUGUGACGUGUCUUUGUUUGACAAGCGAGUUGCCGCCCGCCCCUUUGCCUUCGCUCGAGCCGACCUAUCGUCGCCCACCCAGGUUCCCACGCUGCUCCCCAGCUGGUUGGCUGCCCUGACCGCCCGAGGAGGCGUGGCCGGCCAGCACAGAGGCGGCGCCGUAAUCGGCCGCUCCCUCCUUUCUGGGGCAGGUGCGUCCUGGUCGCCGCCUUCUCCGUCCCUCCAGGAUGAAGCCGCCGUUCGCAGUGCGCUGGUCGAGCCCCGAGACGCGGCCUGUUUGGAGACGGCGGCUGUCAAUCAGGUGGAGAGGGCGGGGCCCAGCGAGGUUCAUGACGUCAAGACCGAGGCGACGGAGGAUGACUGAAGGGAGGGUGGGGGGUCGCAGUGCUCUUACGUAUAAGCCCCGCCCUCCUCCGUUAGGACCGCUUCCUCUCAUGAACCGCCACAAGCGUCUUCACUGUGAUCACAACUCAGCAGCCUCAAACUUCCUCUGACCAUCCAUACGUACAGUAUGGUAUACUUAUACUUAUAUCAUGUGACCUGAUAUGGCUCCGCCCCCAAAUAAGAUCUGUAAUGGAAGCAAAGAAAUGCUCUUUUUUGCUUUUUUCAUGUAAACUAAUUACAGCAAAAAUGCAGGAAAACGACAAAACAUAAUAUUUUUGCUUAUUUACACAUUCCCAACAAGCAACAAUUCUAUUCCAAAAUAUAUAUAAUAUAUAUAAUAUAUGUAAAUGUCAGAGAUGAGCAGAGGUAGCCUUUCUUUGCUUCCAUAACAAAGGCAUAAUUAAUAUUCAUAUAUUUAUCAUUAGCGUAGCAUAGUACUGUACUGUAUAUACUACAUACCUUUAUAUACAAUGACAACAUAAGCUUCCAGCGACUGAAGCAUUCACCAAAGUAUUACCUUUAAAAUUGACUUUUUAUUCAUUUUUACUGCGUUUUUAUGUCGUCAAACUACUCCAAAAUGCCUUUUUUUCAUCUUCUGCCGUGUGUUGUCAACACAAAGUGUUUAUUUCUUAUAAAAGGUGCUUUGGCAGCCGGUUACAUUAGCAGGAAUGCUAAGCUAACUUAAUAACGACGGCUCAAAUAAAUCCCAACACUGGCCAUAGAAAGGUGCAUUAUUAUGGUUUGUCCACCAGAGGGCAGGCAAGAGUUAAGUACCUCAUUGACUGUAAUGAAUUUCUGUUCAAGUGCCUUAUUUGAGUUGACUUUGUUACGGUGACGAGCCGCCAUUAUCACUGCAUGGAAUUACUAACUACCGCUAUUACCUCACAGGACUUGCUUCCAGCUGGCGGUCAGACACGCCCACACUAGCUCGGGUUCUGGCUGUAGCCACGCCCCCACACACACACGCUCUCAGAGCCCUCCUCCGUCUCUUUUUAACGACCCAAAUCUGAACCUGGCAUCCUUUCCAAAAGGGAAAUGCAUUCCAAUGAAAAGUUCCACGCUGAAAGGAACAAAGGGAAAAAGUCAUGACAAUACAUAGAAGGGAAAUAAUGGCAAUGUCCACCCCCCAGAAAAUAGUUGGAAUCUUCCGACAAUAAAGUCACAUUUUUCACUUCAGUCUUUUAAAUUGAUCGUGUUUACAGUCUUUUUUUUUUUUGCUCGUAAAAUUCUGAAUUGAAAACAUGAUUGACCAUAACAUAUUUUUAAUAAUUAUUUAAUUAACAAAUUAAAAAUAUUAUAUACAUAUGCUUUACUAUUAUAUAUAAAUAUACUAAAAAUUAACAACAAUUAAAUUGUAUUUGCAUGUCGAAAAAAGUGACAAAAAAUGUUACAACCAGAAAGUCUUUUUUUUUUCCCCCGAAAUUUUUUUUUCCACAUUCCAGGAAUGAAGUCCCAUUUUCAAAUGUUUGACUUUAUUCUCAGGAAUUUUUAUUAUUAGUUGUGACAGGAGGAAAAAAAACUAACGAAGCAAUUGAUUAAAUUUUUUUUUUUUUAAUUGCAACUUAUUUUUCUGUGCUCUUAAACUUACGGUACUUUGUCAUUUUUGGGAGCAGAAAAAAUUUUAAAUCAUGAGGAAAAUGUCCAAAUACUUUUGUUUUUAUUUCUGUAGAAUGACAUUCAAAUAGUAAUAUUAAGAGUUCAUUAAUAUUAGUUUGUAAUAUUGUCAAUUUUUUCCGGGUGCUAUGAAUUAGUUUAUUUUCCGAUUUGAACGUCCGUCGUAGCUUUAAUGGCAGCUGAGCUGUCGUCUUCAAUCUGCCGAGCAGAAUCCUCCAUCGUGCCAAAAUCGCCGUUACGAGAUUAUUUACCGAGUAGCUUUAAAUCGUACGAGCGUUCGGUGUGAUUUUUAAAAAACAUAAGAAUGGUGAAAUGUAACCAGUGUCCCUGAACGCAACAUGAAAGCAACCAUUUGUGCUUCCUUCAUCAUGGAAAAAAAUAAAAUCCAUAUGUUUCAA